UCACUCGGGGACACACAACAUGCACAAGGCGACUUUGCCUCAGCUCUUCAGUCUACUCAUUGUGCUCUUGAUAUCAGGCUUGAACUGUUUGGAGAAGAACACUCAAGCACAGCUGACAGUUACCAAUCACUCGGGGACACACAACAUGCACAAGGCGACUUUGCCUCAGCUCUUCAGUCUAAACAGCGUGCACUUGAUAUCAGGCUUGAACUGUUUGGAGAAGAACACUCAAGCACAGCUGACAGUUACCAAUCACUCGGGGACACACAACAUGCACAAGGCGACUUUGCCUUAGCUCUUCAGUCUAAACAGCGUGCACUUGAUAUCAGGCUUGAACUGUUUGGAGAAGAUUACUCAAGCACUGCUGACAGUUACCAAUCACUCGGGGACACACAACAUGAAAAAGGCGACUUUUCCUCAGCACUUCAGUCUAAACAGCGUGCACUUGAUAUCAGGCUUGAACUGUUUGGAGGAGAACACUCAAGCACUGCUGAAAGUUACCAAUUACUCGGGGACACACAACAUGCAAAAGGCGACUUUUCUUCAGCUCUUCAGUCUAAACAGCGUGCACUUCAUAUUAAACGUAAACUCUUUGGAGAAGAACACUCAAGCACAGCUGACAGUUACCAUUCCCUCGGGGUCACACAAUAUGCACUAGGCGACUUUUCUUCAGCUUUUCAGUCUACACAGCGUACACUUGAUAUCAGGCGUCAGCUGUUUGGAGAAGAACACUUCAGCACAGCAGACAGUUAUUUUUCACUCGGGAUCACACAACUUAAACAAGGUGACCUUUUCUCAGCACUUCAUUCCAGACAGCGAGCACUUGAUAUUAGGCUUAAACUGUUUGGAGAAGAACACCCAAGCACAGCUGACUGCUACCAAUCGGUCGCGUCCACACACCAUGCAUUAGGCGACUUUUCUUCAGCUCUCCAGUCUACUCAGCGUGCUCUUCAUACUAGGCUUAAACUGUUUGGAGAAGAACACUCAAGCACAGCUGACAGUUACUAUUCACUUGGCGUCAUGCAAUAUGCAGAAGGCGACUUUUCCUCAGCUCUUCAGUCUGCGCAGCGUGCUCUUGAUAUCAGGCUUAGGCUGUUUGGAGAAGAACACUCAAGCACAGCUGACAGCUAUUUUUCAGUUGGGGUCACACAACUUAAACUAGGCGUCUUUCCGUCAGCUCUUCGGUCUACGCAGCAUGCACUGGAAAUCAGGCUUAAAAUGUUUGGAGAAGAACACUCAAGCACAGCUGACAGUUACCAUGCACUCGGGAUAGUAAAACGUAAACAAGGUGACUUUACCACAGCUCUCCAGUCUACACAGCGUGCGCUUGACAUCAGACUCAAAUUGUUUGGGGAAGAACACUCAAGCACAGCUGACAGUUACCAAUCACUCGGGGUCACCCAACAUGCAGUAGGCGACUUUUCCACAGCGCUUCUGUCUAAACAGCGUGCACUUGAUAUCAGGCUUAAAGUGUUUGGGGAAGAACACCCAAGCACUGCUACAAGUUAUCAUUCACUCAGGCGCACACAGCAUAAACAAAGUGACUUAUUGUCAACCUUUCAGUCUAAAUAGCUGAAAGACAUCGUUUACUCUAGCUAUACGCCGGGCCAGCAGAGCGCUUGAACCGGCACUCUCAGUAAAACAUUUUGCUGUUUUAUUCGAUGGAGCUCAAACUCUACACAAGGAUAGAACUUUUUAUCCUAAACAAUCGUGCGAUUUUUGUUUUCUGAAUUUAACAGUUUUUGGCGAGAAAAUUACGUCACAGUUCUGAAGGCAAAUUGUCAUUACAUGAUUCUGGAAGAACUCACUGAGAUAAUG
Molecule: messenger RNA, 1818 nt
Organism: Orbicella faveolata
Lineage: Eukaryota; Metazoa; Cnidaria; Anthozoa; Scleractinia; Merulinidae
Product: nephrocystin-3-like
Source: RefSeq, a predicted model, not a curated record